Messenger RNA from Lymnaea stagnalis (great pond snail), 6255 nucleotides. The record is from the annotation of a GenBank genome assembly. NCBI's taxonomy places the organism in Eukaryota, Metazoa, Mollusca, Gastropoda, Lymnaeidae.
UUUUAGUUGAUCAGUAAUUCCCGACAUGUGUUUCGGUUUCCAUCCGAUUGCUAAUCUAUCUAGAAGAACUGGUGGUUAUUUUUAGCCUCAGGUAUUGCUUAUUCAAACUGGUGAUUGGAGGGCUGUUGAGACCAGAUCUUCAGUAAGCACUGACGUUUCAGAUUUUGGGGGUGAAAAGAUGCCCAUUUCGCUUAAGUGGCCAUUCCAUUUUUACUAAGGUAAGAAAUUUUUUUUCAAUUUGUUAUGUAAUUUGCGGAAGCUACUUUACAUUGAGACGGACCCAAUGCAAUGCACAACGUUAGAUCACGAAGGAAAGAAAAUAUUUUAUUUUUGAAGAGAAAAGAGCAUAAUGAGUUGGUGCACAUCAAUUCCGCUUUCAUAUCAUUUGUGGUUGCCAUGGUUUUGCUAAGUAAACAUGGAUCCGAUGACGUCACGGUGAAUUAAGAGGAAAUAAAUGGUUUAGAGUAAAAGGAUACAUUUUUUUUUUUAAACUAUAUUAGUGGGUACAUUUUAAUUAACCUUACUUAACUUACUUGAGUCGCGUUUAGAAAAAAAAAAUAAACAUGAUUUUUGGAACCAACCCACAGUUGUAAAAGUAGGCGACCGCAGCAGGCAAGCAACUCUGCUUCACAAAUAUUUGAACGUGGGGCAUAGAUUGUGUGAGGGGAAACAGGGGAAUUCACGAAUUACGUCUUCCCUGAAAUUCUCCGAGACAUAAAAUUUGUAAAAAAAUCCAACAGAAGUUGUUCGUACUGAGUACGUUUAUCAUGCGUAAGCUAAUGUCGUUACGUUGACUCGUCGUGUGCCACUCAGGCGUUGAGAUGGUGAAAUCGCCUGUCUUAAGUGUGUUCAAUGACGUGGCGAGUUGUAACAAUUGUUAAAACUUGGACUUAGAAAUGCGUUGAAUUAUAUCAUGAGGCAGGGUGUCGCCAGCGUAGAAAUUUAGGAAGGGUGGGACAGAGGAGGCGGGAGGUGGGGGGGUUAAAAUUUUAAAUAUAUCUAUGGCCGUAAUUUUCUGCGAAAUGCAAAACUCUCUUCAGUGGGGCGGGGGUGUUUGUGAACUCAUUGGCCCAAACCAGUGGCAUCCACUGCAUGGUGGUGAACUGACUUGGUGUUUAAGAGCACACGUUUGACAUAUGAUGGGCACUUGAUAAAUAUACAUGUUUGAUGGUUUGUUUUUAAAACAAUGGCAUAAGCGGAAAAACACACACUUAACUGGUGAACAAGGUCCAUAUUUGAGUCUCAGUAUAAUGGCUGGCGAGAUGUGCCGAGACAGUUGGGGUGGGGUGGGGUGGUUGUGGUGGGGGGGGUUGCUGAAUUGGUAAAACAUGGACCCCUCUAAAAUGUCACUCUCUGCUGUUGAACUCUCAACGUCUCUCCAUUCCAUUCACAUCACCUUGACUCUCUCGUUUGGUCCCUCUAUUCGUGUUUUUUUUUUUUUUUUUUAAAGCUACUUUCACCCGACGGGGGAUUUUUUUUAAACAUGGACCCCUCUAAAAUGUCACUCUCUGCUGUUGAACUCUCAACGUCUCUCCAUUCCAUUCACAUCACCUUGACUCUCUCGUUUGGUCCCUCUAUUCGUGUUUUUUUUUUUUUUUAUAAAGCUACUUUCACGCGACGGGAGAUUUAUUUCAGGUGUCCAUGCCUUGGCAUAAGUGCCAUAAUGAACUGGGCACACGUUGAACAUCUCUAGAACAUUUCCCUAGUCGCAGGUAACAAACACUUGGCAAAGAUAUAGCUCUUCAAAGAUCUGGCUUGGCGCCUUGUCUUAACUGGGCCACCUACAACACGUCACGAUCCCUGGCUCGUUUGCGAGGGCAUGAAAUUUCACAGGAUCAAUGGGCAUUGCCAAGAUUUCAUUAUUGACGUGUUCAGGCUGUCAAUCGUUUGACUUAAACGAAAACUCGCGCAAAUGUUAAUGGCAGUGUCCCAAACAAACCAAACAAAUCUUAUGUAGAUUUCCGUGACAGUAGAUGUUAAUUGUGGGACCGUUCGUUGUUUUUUAAAAAAUUAUAAACAUCAUUGUAAAAACAAAUGGCCGUUGUUUCCUUCCAAAGAAAAUUUUUUUCCCUUUUCUCACAAACAUGUUUUUGGGGCUUCUUAUGUUGGAGAAUAACUUGAUAUUUUUUUUUAUUUUUUUUUAAAAUCCAGAUUGGGAUCGAACCCAAUACCAGUGUCUUUCUAGAUGUCUUUCUUAAUGUAUACUAUAAGAAGGACUGAGUUCAAGCCUUGUAGAGUUCAUAAAUAGUUGAACGAGUUAUGUUUAGACUUGAAAAAAAAUACAGGACAAACCUAUGACGCAACGAACAGCAGGUUUACCCAAUGACUUCAACACACACAAGACGAGGCUGUGUAGCAUUUAUAAGCCUCAAACUAGUUGUGGAAUCCAAAAGAAUUUACACCUGCUGUGUCGUAGAAAAAAAAGGGGGAUGGGGGUGGAGAGGGCGGUCAGGUCCCAAGCGGCAAGGUCAUAUUUUCUUGAUAUGAGCAUCGGGAUUUUCAGCCAACUGAGUUUGUUUUCGUGGAACAGGCGGAGAAAAAAAAUCUAGCCCCACCCCGACUGGCACUAACCCUAGCCACGCCUCUGCUAAAAAGUAACUUUGUUUACAGUGUGUUGUGUGUUAUCACUCUUUAACCCAGUGUGUUGUAUGUUAGCACUCUUUAACCCAGUGUGUUGUAUAUUAGCACUCUGUAACCCAGUGUGUUGUAUGUUAGCACUCUCUAGCCCAGUGUGUUGUAUGUUAGCACUCUCUAACCCAGUGUGUUGUAUGUUAGCACUCUCUAACCCAGUGUGUUGUAUUUUAGCGCUCACUAACCCCGUGUGUUAUAUGUUAGCACUCUCUAACCCAGUGUGUUGUAUGCUAACACUCUCUAACCCAGUGUGUUGUAUGUUAGCACUCUCUAACCCAGUGUGUUGUAUGUUAGCACUCUCUAACCCAGUGUGUUGUAUGUUAGCCCUUUCAAACACAGUGUGUUGUAUGUUAGCAAUCCUUAACCCAAGGCGUUCUAUUUUAGCGCUCACUAGCCCAGUGUGUUAUAUGUUAGCACUCUCUAACCCAGUGUGUUGUAUGUUAGCACUCUCUAACCCAGUGUGCGUGUGUUAUAUGUUUGCAAUCUUCAUUGGGUGCUUUAAAUCACGAACGUACUUUGACCUCACUAUUUGAUUGUUCUCUGAAUUUACUAUCUCAAAAUCAAUUCGGGAUCGAUACACUAUGCAUUCUAAGUCAGAUUUUAUGUUUGCCCCCCCCCCAAAAAAAAUAAAACAACAAAAAAACAACAACAACAACAAACAAAUAGCAUUCUGGCACAAGGGAAAUCUGGAAAUAACGAAUUUUUGAAAAAACGAUGUUCCUGUAUUUAAGACAACUAAAUAAUAACUAAUUUUUUUUCCAAUCAUUCAUACAAUUAUAUUAUUAUUUUUUUCUUACAGGCAAGAUGGCAUCCGAAGAUUCCAGACUCGUUUUUUUACUUGUUGGAAAAACCGGUACCGGGAAAAGUGCAACGGGAAACUCCAUCUUAGGAAGCUGUGCGUUUAAAUGCAGUGACGAUGGCACAUCUGUGACGUCAGAGAUUUCGUUUUCAAGCGUCGCGAGACAAGGCUACACAUUAACAGUGGUAGACGCCCCUGGCGUUAUGGACACGAGCGUGGACUCAACGGAAGCAAAGUGGAAAUCGUGCCGAGAAAUGAUACACGCCAUGAGCAUAUGUCCUACGUCAGGGAAGCUGGCCAUUCUUCUUGUUCUUAAAUACGGCGAACGGUUCACCGAGGAGAACAGAGCCACGGUACGAAUCCUGAAGAGCAUUUUCGGUGAGGAGAAUCUAUGGAAAUCGUGCGUCAUCAUAUUUACACAUGGAGACCUCUUUGAUGUGAAUUACGAUGGUGAAAAAUGUUUCGAAGACUGGCUAAGAGAACAGAGCAGGGAGCUGGGUAAAAUAAUUGAGAACUGUCGAUUUAAAUGUGUGUUGUUUGAUAACAAAGCCAAAUUUCCCGUUAAGCAGGAGGAACAACUGAAACAGCUCAUGGAUUUUGUUGACCAGCUGGACCAAGGUUAUACAAAAGAUAUAUUUGACGAGGCCAAGAAACAGCAGAACCGAUUAGAACUGGAAGGACUGCUGCCAAAGCUGGUGGUGGAAUUUCAGAGCGAAAUAAAUUCACUGAUCGCAAACAUCAACAGUACGGUCAUUACGUCAGAUUCGCGGGACGAAGUCAUGAAGCUAGAGGAUUUGGUUAACCACCUUUUGGCCCGCAUAAAUGAGAUGGACGAUCCCGAAAAAAUAUUUUACGACAGUGACGAGACAAGGCUGUUGGAAAAUAUAAGGUCUGAAGUAGAAUGUUUAAUACCAAAGAUCAGUUUGAUGAAGGACACCGUGCAAAUAAUGAAGAAAGUAGAUUUACUCAUCUCAAAUGUUGAACAAAUAAUUAACGUUAUAGACCAGGCAAAUCCCAGAGAUGAGGGAAUGCCAAGUUGCCUUAGGCAGAUUGAAACAAAAGCAGGUGCGCUGUGGUUAAAAAUAGCGCAGGAGAAGCUGAGUCCACCGUUUUCAAGCAGACUUGAUCUGACAAUAUCAUUGGCUGAACAAAAGCUGACACGGCUGCGUGAUGACGUUGAACUUGCAGAGAAGGCAAGAAAAUUAAAUCUAAAAAUAGUCGGGCUUCAAGACGAGGUGACCAAUCAAACGAUUCCGACGCUGGUCAGCACGUUUACAGCAUUCGCUGAAAGAGCUGACCACAUCCUUGCAGAGAUCAACGCCGAAAGCUUACAACCCCACGACAAGGCCGAUCUCCUUGAACGAAUUACAGAUUUAAAGACGAAAAUCGACAAUUUGAAAAUAGACAACGACAUGAACAUAGGCUGGACGUCGACAAGCGUCAUCACUGGGGUCAUUAGUGUUUUUACCGCAUUCAUACCUAUUGUUGGGAUACCUAUAACUGUGGGGCUUAACGUGGCUCCUGUAGUAGGUCAAAUCAUUCACAGAGCUGCGGAAAGGUCGAGACGACAAUCAGAGGCCGAAAAACAGAAAAAAUAAAUAAAUGUCAUUGUAUUUAUGUUUGAAUUUUAACGUCAUUAAAAAAAAAAUUAAUUGUGCAUGUUUUAAGAAAAAAUAUUUUUAAAACAGUUUUCGUUUGAUCAAAACAAUGACUCAGCUUACAGAGGUCAUGUUUUUGAGUAAACAAUCGCUUUUCUUGCGAUUUUUAAAAUGCAAUGAUUAACGGAUAAUGUGUAGCCAUUGUGUCGAACUGUUGUAUUUAACUUGUGUAUUAAUUAAUGAAACUCGUUCAAAGGUAUUUCUUUCUGUGCCCCUUAUCAGAUAUAAUGAAAUGAUACGAUAAAUGUACUAAUUACUCUGUAUCAGUAAGCCUUUCUUUUUUUUUUCUCCCUUUUUUUUACGUCAGGGUUUUCUGGCUUCGCCCCACAAGAGAAACUUGAAGAUUAUGUCGGGUAUUUAGUUUCUAUUGUGAAUCUAUUUACGUGACAAACAUAGACGGUGGGGUGAUGAUAGACAGGAUGGUGGUCGGUUUGAGGGGUGUCGGAAUUUAAUCUUUCUUUUCAGCUACUCAAGUGGGGAUUGAGGCCCAAAAAAAAAAAAAAAAAAUUGAGGGGUGUCGCAAUUUAAUCUUUCUUUUCAGCUACUCAAGUGGGGAUUGAGGCCCAAAAAAAAAAAAAAAAAGAAAUCUUAACACUGGUUACUGGCAUCCCUACACACACACACACACGCACGCACACACACACACACAAGCACACACACACACAUGCACAAACAACCAAACAAAUAUACCUUUAACCAUUUAUAUAAUUCACAAACUGUUUGUCUGAUGCAUUCUCUGCGUUUGGAUGUAAAUGGUUAUUCAGUGCAUUGACUUAAAUCUAUAAAACAUUCAAAGGAUCCACAUUUAUUUAUUUUUCUCUGGACACAAAGUGGGGGGGGGGAGGCUUGGGGGCUGGAGGGCUGCUAAGAGCUACAUCAAACUAAAAGAAAUUCGACUUUUGUGGCCAAUAAACCAUGUUAAUAACUAGAAUUGUAGAAAUUUCUGUAUCAUGAUCUUACCUGACAGGAGAGCGGGGUGGUAACUUAAAUUAUAUUAUUUUGAUGACAAGAGAGGCGUUUAGAUAUCCAAGCAUUCGAUAAUCUCCAUAGGAUUAUUUAAAAAAAAAGAAUAAGCAUUUACACUUCUUUCUAGAUUUUUGGUUGGACUCCAAGGUUGUUCCUUGAAUACUGAAAUAGUUUACUCUCUAAUAAAAAUAUCUAAAACAA